Gaeumannomyces tritici R3-111a-1 is the source of this 1059-nucleotide messenger RNA. Its product is annotated as NUDIX domain-containing protein. Gene Ontology annotation, molecular function: acetyl-CoA hydrolase activity; coenzyme A diphosphatase activity. Gene Ontology annotation, biological process: coenzyme A catabolic process. Lineage: Eukaryota; Fungi; Ascomycota; Sordariomycetes; Magnaporthales; Magnaporthaceae. The transcript has 4 exons. The record is from RefSeq and is a predicted model, not a curated record. Bases 1 to 1059 code for a protein of 352 amino acids.
AUGACCGCCGCGACUGAGCAGGUCGAGCACGGCAGCGGCCCGCCAGCAGAAAAGCCCUUCACCGAGGCAGAGAUCGCAUCCGUCAUCGACGCAGUCCGCGAGGUUUCGUCGGCCGCAACCCCCAGCGCCUGCGCAGACGAAGACGCCGCCGCUGAUUAUUGGGAUGCGUCUACCAUGGGCCAGCUGAACGAAGCAUCACUGGUCACCCGGCUGCGGUCCUACCGGCCGCCGGCCUUCCCGCUCUGGGACAGGCUACCGGUGAGCCGGCGGGCCGCCGUGCUGAUACUGCUCUACGCGGACCGCCUCGGGGACCUGCGCGUGGUCAUCACCAUGCGCUCGGCCACGCUGCGCAGCUUUUCCGGGCAAGCGGCGUUCCCCGGAGGGAAAGCCGACACCAUAGAGGAGACUCCUUACCAGGUCGCCCGGCGCGAGGCGUGGGAGGAGAUCGGCCUCCCCAUGGACGACGCCAAGAUCCCGGCGCCCUUCACCAUCGAGCAGCUGUGCCACCUCCCGCACAGCCUGGCCCGGACGGGGCUGGUGGUCCGGCCGUGCGUGGCCUUUCUGCACGCCACCGCCUCCGCCUCCGCCGCCGCCGGGGGCGAGGUGCCGACGGCCGACGAGUCGCUGAUGCCGCGCCUGGACGCCAAGGAGGUGGCGGCCGUCUUCAGCGCGCCCUUUCACAACUUCCUCCUCGCCGCCGACGAGGAGGACUCCCCGGCAGCCGCGCGCGCGCUGCCGCCGGGCCGCUGGUACGAGGGCAAGUGGACCGAGUACAACGGCCACCGCUGGCGGCUGCACUACUUCUUCGUGCCCGUGGGCCGGCAGCGCGUGACGCGGCCGCGGCCGCGCGAGGACGGGCAGGCGGCGCUGGGGGACGAGCCCGACGGCGACGACGCGGCCGAGGCGCGGUUCAAGGUCUGGGGCAUGACGGGCCGCAUGCUCGUCGACGCGGCCAGGAUCGCCUACGCCGAGGAGCCCGAGUUUGAGCACAACGAGCAGUUUGGCGACGAGCCCAUGAUCGAGGAGCUGGCGUCGCAGAUUGUCGAGAACAAGCUGUGA